GAUGGAGCAACCAACACGAUAGCGGCUAAGAACGGACCCGCCUUCCAAGAGAGUUACGUAGGUGUUUUCAGACGGCAGCGUAGAAUAGAAUAUAUAAAGAGGACCUCUCGACCUUCCGAGUUUUGAAUUACCUACAGAGUAUCCAACCAGACCAUCUCAACAGCAAGAAAAAAAUACCGACAACCCUUUAACCUAUUAAUACUUUCAUCGCAUCGUACCUACACACAAUGGCCAACGAGAACAAGGACACCACUUCCACCCUCCAGUCGUACAUCGACUCGGCCACUGGCGCCGCCCAGAACCUCGUGGGUAGCCUGACCGGCAACACUGGCGAUCAGAACAAGGGCGAAAUCAAGAAGGAACAGGCCCAAGCGGAAUACGACGCUUCGCACGCCACGGCCAAACUCCCUGGGUUCGCUGCCUCUUCCUCGGGCGCCGUGACCAAGGAUGACCCGGACCGUAGCAGCGGUGGAUGGAACCAGACGAUGGGCGCGGCCAAGGAGACCGUUGGCGGUCUUGUAGGCUCGGCGGAGCUCAAGGAGCAGGGCCGGCAACAGAACCGCGAAGGGCAACAACAGGAGGCCCGAGGCCAGAUCAACGACUUGACCUCUGGCAUGGGCAACCGGAUCCAGGGAGCAGUCGGCGGCGCCGUUGCCAGCCUGACGGGCGACGAGAGCGGGCAGCAACACUACGAAAACCUGCACGAUGUUGGAAAGACGCAGCAGCGAGGUGCUGAGCACGAUAUUCAGAAGCAGGCCGAGGCUGGUCAAUAGACAUGAGAUCUUCGGAACAGCAAGCGGCAAGGAUGAUGAGCAGAGGAAGCGAAAGAAUUGCCGCGGUGCGUGACUUUUGGCGUUGCUUAACCUGAUACCCUGGGUGGAAAUAAAUGAGAGGGGCGAUGGAGCAUACCUAACGAAUUUUUAGGAGGUCGGGAUCGCUUUAUUUUCCAUCCACCACUUACCUAGAGAAUUCAAACGCGUUUUAAUCCUACUUGGCAAUCAGUGCUCCCAAUGUUCGAAGUCUCGAAGACUUUGGUUGAGGCAUUCCGAGGUCCUCCAAAUCGUCUUCCAAGUGGCUGCAACAUGCAUCGAUUUACCCACCCACCAUUUCGUGACAGAACGAAAUCGAACCCAUGAAAUCGACUCUCCUCCCACC
Molecule: messenger RNA, 1155 nt
Organism: Sodiomyces alkalinus F11
Lineage: Eukaryota; Fungi; Ascomycota; Sordariomycetes; Glomerellales; Plectosphaerellaceae
Exons: 3
Coding region: 228-773 (181 amino acids)
Source: RefSeq, a predicted model, not a curated record